Molecule: messenger RNA, 480 nt
Organism: Puccinia triticina
Lineage: Eukaryota; Fungi; Basidiomycota; Pucciniomycetes; Pucciniales; Pucciniaceae
Exons: 5
Coding region: 1-480 (159 amino acids)
Source: RefSeq, a predicted model, not a curated record
AUGUCAUUUACGACGUACCAGAAUCUGCUCAUACAGCCAAGCCUCGAUGAAUUUCUACCACUUCCAUAUCACCGCCGGCGCCGGCCUCUUCUCAACGAGAAUGUCGCGCUUGCUCACUCGGCCCGCGACCAGCCCGACCUCUUUCCUCGUGUUCGGCCCAGAUCAGCUCAACUUAAUCACAAGAUUGCCGACUACGACCAGAAUAAUAUCAGCCUUCGAAGGGAUCCUUCCCUGCGCCUAACCUCAUCAGGCAGCCUCACUGAUUUUCGUGCUUUUAGAAGGGGUCGUGAGCCCGAUGACAAGCUGCUGGACCGAUUCUUGAGCUGGGUACAUAUAUCCGAAAGCGCGUGUCACCCAAGCCGACGGCCUGCUCUCGGAGGACAAUGUCUGUCGACCCUGAUCUCGCCCAGCGCCCGCUCGCUGCCGCUCUCGGAGGGGGAGUUUCUCUGGUUCGAAGAAGAGGAUGGUAUCGAGGAAUAG